Schistocerca cancellata (South American locust) is the source of this 7221-nucleotide messenger RNA. It is a transcript of the gene mys, whose product is annotated as integrin beta-PS. The transcript is spliced from 14 exons. The record is from RefSeq and is a predicted model, not a curated record. Gene Ontology annotation, molecular function: integrin binding. Lineage: Eukaryota; Metazoa; Arthropoda; Insecta; Orthoptera; Acrididae. Gene Ontology annotation, cellular component: integrin complex; focal adhesion; cell surface. Gene Ontology annotation, biological process: cell-matrix adhesion; cell adhesion mediated by integrin; cell migration. The coding region runs from base 139 to 2748 and encodes 869 amino acids.
UACCAAUUCAAGUAGCAGACUGGCUCAGUUGCGAGAACGAGUUGUAGUGGAAGAGUGUGUGUGAGUGGGAGUAGUGGUGGGUCGUCUUAAUGUUUUUUGUUUAACGUGUGAAAAUAAGAUCUGUGGUGAGUGACGGAGAUGGAGGUACGGUUACGUAUGCAGCUAUUGCUAUCAGUGGUGGUGCUGAGUCUAACAGUUAUCUGUGCACAGAAGCAGUCAGUAGGUCUACAGAACCCCUGCACGAGCAAGCAAACUUGUAGUGAAUGUAUAAGGACUCCAACAUGUGCAUGGUGCAUGCAGCCGUCUAUGCGUGACGGCAAGCGUUGUUUUCAACCGAGUAGCAGCCUGGACUGGACACUCCACUGUGAUGAGAAAUAUGUUUACAAUCCUGACAAUGAGUACAGUAUAAUCCUCAAUCAGAAACUGAGCAAGGGAAGUAGGACACGGUACCAAUCUAGCAGCAGUGGGACUUUCAUAAAAGGGAGCAGCAGCAGUGGCAGCUCAAGUGUCAUCAGCGGCGGCAGCAGCAGUGGCGGCACCAUCAGUGGUGGCGGCGGGAGCAUCAGUGGCGGCGGUAGCAGCAUCAGUGGCGGUGGCAGCAGUGUCAGUGGUGGUAGCAGCAGCAGCAGUGGUGGUGGAUUCUACGCAGAGAGCCAUUCCGAGGCAGUGCAGAUUGCUCCUCAGAGGGUGUCAUUGAAGCUCAGACUGAAUCAGGCCUAUCGGAUCAGAUUUGAAUAUGCCCAAGCAGAAGAUUAUCCCGUUGAUCUGUACUAUUUGAUGGACCUUUCUAAAUCUAUGGAAGAUGACAAGGAUAAGUUGUCAAGCCUCGGAACAUUACUAGUCGAUUCCAUGAGAAAUAUUACAUCAAAUUUUCGACUUGGCUUUGGUUCGUUUGUUGACAAAGUUGUUAUGCCGUAUGUGAGCACAGUACCAAAGAAAUUAAAGGAACCGUGUACUGGAUGUGAAGCACCAUAUGGCUUCGUAAACCGUAUGUCACUAAGUGAGGAUGUAGACACAUUUUCUGAUAAAGUGAGAGAUGCAGCAGUGUCAGGAAAUCUGGAUGCUCCUGAAGGCGGUUUUGAUGCUAUCAUGCAGGCAGUUGUCUGUAGAGACAAAAUAGGCUGGAGAGAGAAGGCCCGACGACUCCUUGUGUUCUCUACGGAUGCUGGAUUCCACUAUGCUGGUGAUGGCAAGCUUGGUGGCAUUGUUAAGCCAAAUGAUGGGGAGUGUCACUUGGACAGUAGUGGGCUUUAUACUCACUCAACUAUACAAGAUUAUCCGUCUAUAUCACAGCUGAAUUUGAAAGUCAGAGACAACUCAAUUCAUGUGAUAUUUGCUGUGACUGCUGAGCAGUUUUCUGUGUAUGACCAGCUGCGGACAUAUGUUGAAGGCUCAUCAUCAGGACAGCUGUCUGCAGAUUCUUCAAAUGUUGUAGAUCUUGUAAAAGAUCAGUACAAUAAAAUUUCUUCAUCCGUGGAAAUGAAAGAUAAUGCCAGCAGUGCAGUGAGAAUCACAUAUUAUACAAGUGGCUUAUCUGGAGGAGCAAUGAAGCAAACGCAUAAGGUUGAUGGUUUGAAAGUGGGUUCAAAAGUUAAGUUUGAAGCAGAAAUUGAAGUGACAGAGUGCCCAAAGAACCGAAAAGAUUGGCAGCAGCUUAUCCGGAUUUAUCCAGUUGGUGUCAAUGAAAGUCUUCUUGUGGAUUUAACAAUAUUAGGCGACUGCCCUUGUGAACGCAAGUCACAUCCUACUUACAAAGAAAAUGCCAUUGAAUGUUCGGGAGCUGGAACAUAUAUGUGUGGCAUAUGUAAAUGUGAUGCUCAACACUUUGGUCGCAAGUGUGAAUGCAGCAGUGAGAGUGGAGGCAAAGAAUUUGAAGGUGUGAACACAUGCCGACCAGACAACACAUCAACUGUUGACUGUUCAGGACGGGGAACAUGUAUAUGUGGAGUGUGUGAGUGUGAUUCUCGGCCCAAUCCGUAUGAGGUUGUAUCAGGAACAUAUUGUGAAUGUGACAAUUUCACAUGUGAAUAUUCUCAUGGUGAAAUAUGCUCUGGCCCCAGUCAUGGUAUCUGUGAUUGUGGAAAAUGUAAAUGUAAGCCGGAGUGGACAGGUGUUGCUUGUGACUGUCCAGUGUCCAACCAGACUUGUAUAUCACCCAUCAAUGGGGAGGUAUGUUCUGGACAUGGCGAAUGUAACUGUGGAACUUGUUUGUGUGAUGACGAUGGUGGUGAGAAUCGUUACACAGGAAAAUUCUGUGAAAGGCGACCGGGUGUGAAACCACCUUGUGCUGUGUUUAAAGACUGUGUGCAAUGUCAAAUGUAUCAUAAAGGAAUUCUAACAGAAGAAGAAUGUGCAAAUUGCACAUUUGUACCAAUUUCUGUUGAUUAUGUUGAAGCGGAUGAGGAUAAGGGAGAAGUUUUCUGCUCUUAUUACGAUGAAGACGACUGCCAGUUUCGUUUUGUAUAUGCCUUUAAUGACACAGGCCAUGUUCUGGUUAGAGCUCAGGAAGAGCUUGACUGCCCUGCAGAAGUUUAUGUCUUAGGAAUUGUACUUGGUGUUAUAGCUGCAAUUGUUCUCAUUGGUUUGGCAUUCAUUUUGCUCUGGAAAGUUCUCACAACAAUUCAUGAUCGACGAGAAUUUGCCCGAUUUGAAAAGGAACGAAUGAUGGCCAAAUGGGACACUGGUGAAAAUCCAAUCUACAAGCAAGCAACAUCUACUUUCAAAAACCCGACAUAUGCUGGAAAGUGAUCUGCUUGUACUGCUUCCUGUAGCAGAGAGACCUUAUUUGAAAAUUACUGCCUUUACAGUGAGGACCCAGGGGAGCAAAAUUUGUGAACUUGAUGACUUCAGUAAUUUAGUUAUACUAAUAAUUCUAUUUGUAUGCAUAAGAUUUAUUAGUUGAUCUGGAAAAACUCUUUUGGUUUUUACUUUUACAUUUUUCUCUGACAAACAUUUGUCCAUUGGUGCAGAUGAAUAGAAUGCAAAAGUGUUGACUUGGAACAAUGCUUUUAAAGGUGAACAUAUUAGACGGCAGUCAAUGCUCAGGUGCAUUAUUGUGCCUCUUCUUAUCUACAGUAUUUGUAUUUUAUAUUAGAUAAUUUACAAAUUUUGAUUAAUAUUCAGCACAGUUAUUUAAGCAGUGUUUGCGUAUGGAAGCAUUUGGAAACUUAGUUUUUUCAGAAUGUAAUGCACAAAAUUUUUAAUGAUCUCAGGCAUGUUCUGGUCCAUGUUCUUCCAUACACACGUAAACCAAGCAAACUAAUGCUGUUUAAAAUAUUUUGAUAUAUCGUCAGACUUUUGAAGUAAUAACAGUGCUAUGCUGUUUUACAGAAUGAUAUUUAUCACAUAUACUAUUGCACUGAUUUGACCAGUGCAUUCCUUUCAAUUUAAUAUCACUGUCUUUGAGCAGCUUAAACUCCACUGUUAUUCAUUGACGUUAUUUAUUAUGUUCAGUCCAGUUAAUGAUAAUCAGUUAAAAUGUUCCAGCAAGUAAUUUUAAACAAGCAGUUUUUGAAGAUUUUUUUUCUAUGUGGUAUUGAUGUUUCUAAGGAGAUACAUAUCACAUCUUUUGUACCAGUUUUCUGGUGUAGUACAUUGAGUUAGAUAUAUGUGGUGCUGUUAUUUCUUGUGCUAAGUUGGAGAAUAAGUGAUCAAAGGAAACGAAUGAGUUCAGUGAAAUUUACUGGUUUCUUGGUGAAUGUCUUACAUGAUGCCUUCAUAACAUGAUGUGCCUUAGUUUUUUUAAAAAAAGAAUGAUAGUGUUAUGGGAUAAUCUUCAUAAAUAUGUUUACUGUGCAGUUAUAUGUGCAACUGAAGUCAAUGUUUCUUCGUAGGACACAUCCAGUUAAGAUGAACAUUUAAUAUUUGUUGAUUGUUUUGAAUCUCUCUACAAAGCUGUGGCUGAAACAUUAACUGGGAAAAAUUAUUUUAGAUUUUAUACUGUUUUGUAAUACACAAAAAUAUCUUGUAAAUAUCUAAUAUUUAUAUAAAAGAGGAUGAUUUUGCCAAUUAUUUUCAGGAAAGGUUUACGUAUACUGACUCCACCUUCAUAGGUGCACAUGUUGAAUAGACAUAGUAAAGCUGAGUAAAACAAUUAUUUGUGUGUGUGUGUGUGUGUGUGUGUGUGUGUGUGUGUGUGUGUGUGUGUAAGAGAAAGAGAGAUUAUUUUUAAAAUUUGUGAUAGCUCUUCUCUUAAAAAUCGUCAUAUUGUGAUGACAUUUACUGUUCUAUGUUGGUUUAUAUGGCAUGUGGUUUAUAAUCACUGGCAGAGAAGCUCUUUGCCCAGUGCGACUCUAAUGUCUACCUGCUUUGUUUUAACACAAAAUAGAUAGUGAGUAAUCACUAUUUGGUGAAAAAAAAUAACUGCUUAAUUGAAAAAUGGAGCAUUUGAGGGUUGCAUGAUUACUUAAGAGUUUUUUAAGUAGCCAAUGCUCCUUAACGACUGAAGUAAUGUAGUUAUUCUUGUAAAAUGGCAGCUUCAUUGAGUGCUGUACUUACUGUACAGUUAUGACUUACACUAUUCACAUUACUCAUAAUACACCUGACCAAAGUCAUAACUGUUUGUAAUACACUUAUUAAGACAUCCCUAUACUUUUCAUUUCAGUCCUCUUUGAUAUUUGUUCUCCUCUUCUAUUUUUCUGUCUGUUCCAGACAAAUUCUUUAGUCUCUAGUCUUCCCUUGUCUGCUUAAAGUACUGUCCUAUUAACUCUCUCCUUUCAGUGUCUUAAAUCUCAUUCAGAGCAAGUGCUGCCAAUAGAAGAAGAAGAAGAAGAAGAAGAAGAUGUUACUUAUAAUCCGUCUUGACUGCAAAUUUUUUAUUCAUAUGACCGGUUUCGGUUCAUUCAGAACCAUCUUCAGAUCUGAUAUUUCAGUUACAGGAGUAACCCGUCCAAAUCCAGCAACUUUCACAUGCUGCGUCACAGCAUAAGGGAAAAUGGAAAGCACUCAAACUCAAUCAUCAGGAGACACGGGUAUAACUCCUUGUCUUUUCUCUUUUUCAACCUAGGUAAUAGAGCAGUUUUUCCUUUCUCUCUUCCACCUGUAGGUGUUUCUUUUAUUGUCUUCUAUAUCCUUACAUGCCAUUUGCUUCUAAUGAAACAAUACUGUUUGAAGUUCAGAGACUGAAUCAGUCUCCAACCUCCAUUUCUGUGUCUGUAAGCUGUGCUUACAGUACUUGUUGCUCCUAUUCUGAUGGCUAGUUGUCCUGUUAUGUCUCUCAUAUCAGGUUCAUCUAUAACUCAUUUUCAGCUGGUAUUAAACCCUGUCUUUUUUUGCUCUAUUUAUUAGCAAGUAACAAUUAUCACUUUAUUUGGAAUUUAGAUUUACACCAGUUGUUAGGCAUGUAUGUAUUCAUAAAAGCUUUAAAUACCUUAUUUUUCAAACUUUAUGUACACUUAAAACUAGAAAGUAAAAUUUGCCUUGUGCAAUUGCAGUGGAGAUAGGGAAAAGAAUAGUAACUUGCUUCUUUGCAUGUGGUGAAGUAGCAUCUCGGGAAACAUAGGAUUUACACAUUAUUACUUGUCAUUUGAGAUGUGUACAGUCAUGAAUACUGAUGUUACUAACACUCAGUUUUAAACUUGUAAAUAAUCAUUGAUAUAAUGUUGAUCUGUUUGAGCAAAGAUCUGCAUUUCAUUAUCUAUUAAAAUUUUGUUAAUGGAGCUAGCUUUCCAUUUAAUUGUUACAUACACUUCAGAAACUUUUUAUUUGUUAUUAAGCUGUUUUAAGUUAUUUGUGCCAUGUGAGUCACAGGAUGUGAGGGAAAUUUGUGCAGCAUAAGAUUUUGUGAUGCUAUGACUUUGUUGUGUGUGAUAUUGUAUGUGACUUUUGAACUUAUUUUAACAUUGUUUUAUAUUUUUGUCUAAUGUGUGAUAACUUGUGUCUCUAAAUGUUAAGCAUCUCUUUCACAUAUGAAUGGCUGUAACAUUUAUUGUGCACUGCCAUUGAUUAGCUUUAAGUAGAUCUGUGUGUGUCAUGUGCAACAUAACUGUGAACUGAAAGUAUCUAUAGACUGUCGUCUUUAACCGUAUUAUAAAGUGUGUAAAUUGCAGUAGUUUGGAAAAAAAACUAAACACUGUGAUUGUUCUGUGUAAUAAUGAAAUUUCUUCCAUAACAGUUACCUUGAUAUUCAUUUCAAAAAUUUUUCCCUGUUCUGCUAGGUAAUUUCAGACAUUUUCAAAGUGUAUUUAUCAUCACUACUGUACUUACAAUGAGAGCCCCUUGACAAGAGGUAACCAUACCACAGCUCUGUCUGCUUUGGUAACAUGAGAAAUUGUGUUAAUAGAAACUGUUUGUAAAAGACCUUUGAGAGAUGAAUAGGAAGUUCUGGCAAUACAGUGUACACAUUUUCAAUCUGUUAUUCCACUGCAAAAGUGUAUAUUUUCAAAAACAGUUAGUAGUGAAAUAAAAUAAAGCAUUUUUCUGUAUUGUGAAAAUUCACUGGUGACUCACAGCAACAGGAAGAAUGCUGGAAUUAGAGAGUGCAGUUUACAAGGGUGAUGAUGGCAGAUUAAAAUGAUCACAAAAACCUUUGUGGUUUUCCUUGCUAGCUGAGUGACGUGUAAGUAAAAUGGUCCCUUGCAAAAUCUUUAGACAGUGUGAAAGUGGACUUGUUCAUUAUUAAGUAUCCUUUAAAUAGGUUCUCUGUUGGUAUCAUGUACUUUCCUUUCUCAUGUAAUUACUUCUUAAUUUUAAUACCAGAUACAGAAGAGGGUCAUAUAAAGCUUCACUGUAGAACAGAAAAAGAAAACAUAAUGGAUUUUGUCCCGUUUGGAAUGAAUUGUUAAAGGUCAAACAAAAUUUUGAAAUUAAACCUCAUUCUUAUUUUUACAAUGCAGUCUACUUGUGAGAGCAGAGCUGAGAUGAAGGAAUUGACAAGUAGUAUGAUACAACCAGAUUUUGAAUUAUACAGUAAAACUUUCAUUAUAACACAACUAAGUUGUGCAGCUCUGUAUGGGGAAACAUUUUAUUGGGAAAGGUACAACUUUGUAAUAACAAUAAAUUCAUGGCACAUUAAAUUUGCUUUGAGAGGUAAGAAAAUUUAUAAAAGACCUCCUCCUACAGGUGGCUGUAUGGUUUCUGAUGGUUGGAUAGAACAUCUGUUGUAAGGAUUUGUUACGAACAGAAAUCAGUCUCACAGUUCUGGAUUUAGUUUGUCCAAGUUGUAUUACCACGAACCACUGGUAUUAUUUGCAUGCAAAUAAUAAACAUUGAUAUGGUCCUGUA